AUGGAGAAUGACGAGCGGAAAGCCAGCCUGUCAAGCCUUUUGAGGGAAUUAGAGGACAAUGCAGCCCUCAGGCUAAGGUGCUUAGCUCUUGAGGAAGAGAUCCAGCGGCUUAGUUUAGUCUUACAGAAUACACAACAGGCAAAUGAUAUCUUCUCUCCAAGACUCAAUGACACUAGCAAUACUGCAAAUAUUCCAUGUGGUCUCUGCACUAGCAUGCUUCCAAAAGUAGCAGAAUUGCAGGGAGUAGUCAACGUGCUAAAUGUAGCCGUAAAGGAAGCCGCGGCGUCUAAUGACACACCAUCAUACCGGAUUCCAUCAACACUAACAGAAAGCCUCAGAGAGGAUAUUAGAAAUGCUUAUCUUUGGCUCCAACGGAUGCUGGAGGCACAUUCAGAAGAAAUCCAAGAAGAUUGCAAUCUGAAACAAAUAUCUAUAGAGAUACUUAAAUUGCUUGCGCAGAGGGGGGAGCAUAAUAAGUUACUAGAAAACUACAAAGCCUUGGCUGCUGAAAAUGCCGAACUUAUGAAACGUAUUACACAGCUAGAAUGUAGAGACAGAGUAGGGACAGUAGGUGAAAGGUACGAGGAGGACAGCGAAAAAGUUAUGCCAGCUGAAUGUGACGUUAAGUUAUUAAACGAUCAGAUAACCACUUUGACUCAUCGCGUCGAAGCUUUAACAUUUUCGAACAGGUCUCUUAAGAACGAGUUGCUAAUUAAAACAAAAAGUGCAUCAGCUUUAGAGUCUAAGCUUGAGAACUAUAUUGCCAUACAGCAAAGCUAUCUGGCUGUAUGCGACAAGAUAGAGGAGCUAUGCGAGCGCACCGUUUACAGCAAUAGAGAAGAUGAUGCCAAUCUGAAUAAUAAUUUAUUAGUUCACAAUAUUUGUAAUACUCUGACAAUCGUAGCAGAUCAGCUAUUUGAGAUCUCUGCCCUAUUCACUCAAACCAGCCCUGCAGAAAUGCAGCCAGUCCUUCAUCAACAACCCCAUUCCUGGGGAGUAACUAGCAUAAUAGCCCGGUGUGCUCAGCUUAAGGAUAUUAACCAAAGGCUGCAAAUAGAAUUGGAAACAACAAAAUAUGAACAGUUGCAUAAAUUUAAGGAGCAACAGGAAAUAAUUGGUGCUAAAGAGAGGUAUAUAGAAGAGCUACUUACGAAAUUAUCAAUAGAAAAUACUCUGUGUGCACAUAGUACCGAUUCCCAUCAGUCACCCCUUUCAGACAGCAUCGACGAUGUAAAAAAUAUUGAAGAUCUACAGAAAUUUAUAGAACACUUAGAACACACAGAAAGAUCUACGGCCACUUUGAGCAUAAACUCUUUGAAGCAGAUUUUGGCCGCCGCAAAGUCUAACUCUCUGAUGGCUGAGAGUGUAUUAACUAGCAUAUCGUCAUUACGAAAUGAUUUACCCAUAGAUACGUUGAGAAAUCUAUCAGUAACUCUGUCAACCGGUAUCCGGGAUGGCACAGAGCAUUCUCUAUCCAUUGUCACGACAUCAGAAGGAACUAAUACUCCAAUACGUUUAACUGAGAAGGAAUACCAUACCCUAAAGGAAACGAUUUCUGGCUUGACCCAUUUAUUGUUGUGCUCCUCUGAUACCCUUGGGGAUCAAAAAGUUGAAGAGGAGUGUGAAGCUGAAGGAUGUGGUGAACGUGACUAUGUACUCGAAAAUAAGCAAUCUCCUGGCUCAAUAGAAGAAGAGUUGCCCUUGGAAGAGACAAGCAAGGUGGCCUUAAGUGAAGCUGAGAGUAUAUUGUUGGAUAAAGGUAAAAGCGAUAUAGCAAGUGAAGAUAAAGACACAAGUCCUCCAGAGCAGUGCUCUUCUGACUCUGGAAAAACCACUGAGAAAGGUAGCACAAGCAAACCAACUAUAAUAAUUAAAUCCUUGAAAAAGCCUGCCCAUCAGAAGCGAAAAAUAAGUGUCUGUCUUUCAUCACCAAGUUCAAAUCAGAGCUCCCAGAAGACGAUAGACUCAAAUUCCGAGGAUGAGUUCAGCAAAGAAAAGUCUACAACAGAUAGAUGGAGGGCCCUAGAUACCGAAGAUAUAUGGUAA
This is a messenger RNA of Giardia duodenalis, 2046 nucleotides long. RefSeq lists its product as uncharacterized. Bases 1 to 2046 code for a protein of 681 amino acids. The record is from RefSeq and is a predicted model, not a curated record. The transcript has a single exon. Lineage: Eukaryota; Fornicata; Diplomonadida; Hexamitidae.